Caenorhabditis elegans is the source of this 564-nucleotide messenger RNA. RefSeq names its product T20D4.11-like domain-containing protein (gene T10D4.19). The coding region runs from base 1 to 564 and encodes 187 amino acids. The record is from RefSeq and is marked reviewed. The transcript is spliced from 3 exons. Lineage: Eukaryota; Metazoa; Nematoda; Chromadorea; Rhabditida; Rhabditidae.
AUGAUCAAGUUCAUUAUUUUCUCCGCAAUCCUUAUCGGAGCCAUUCUCGGAGCACCAUUGGCUUCUGACGAUGACAUUGACAAUGUCCACGAUUGCUCCGUCCGUGACAAAUUUUUCAGAUUGUACAGCACCGGGAAAAACUGCAGCAAAGGAAUGAGUCGUUAUCAUCAGUGUCAUCAGGACACAUCCUCGACUCGUUGUAACUACUACCUGAAGCAGUGCGAUGAGUACAUGUUCUGCCAACGGAAUGGUGAAUGCGAGAUUGAAUACCAAGGUGGUGUUAAGACCAGCGUUUGUCCAGGAGUGGAAAUCAACGAGUUUGACUUCAAGGAGUGUCUCGUGAAGCUGCUCGCCAACAAAGUGAGAUCGGAAUGCCUUGUCAGCUGGGAUCCAUUCAUGCAAAGAUCAGGAGGUGAUGUAUGCGGUGCGUUCUUCGGAAGUGCAGCGUGUAUGAAGAAGGAGAUCACCGAGACUUGUGGAGAAGCCGACUGGAGAAUGGUUCGAAAAUACGUCGCUCGUCGCACGCCGGAGAUCAGAAACUGCGUAUCUUACAGGCUUCAGUAG